Messenger RNA from Funneliformis mosseae, 1287 nucleotides. NCBI's taxonomy places the organism in Eukaryota, Fungi, Glomeromycota, Glomeromycetes, Glomerales, Glomeraceae. The record is from the annotation of a GenBank genome assembly.
AUGUUAUCAAAUCAGCCUGUUACCGCCGUGUACCAUUAUCGUGUACUUGUCUUUGAAAUAAAUCAUUAUCGUGCUGAUGAUGAUAAAGAUUUGGAUUAUGUACCUGAGUCAACCGGUAGCACAACUGGUUCAAAAAAACGUAAGAAAUCAUCUAAAGGAGUAGAAGAGUCCGGAACUAAACAUACAUAUGUCUUGGUAUGGAAUUUAUAUGAAGAUUGGAAACAAAUAGUUGUGGAGUGGACCAUUGAUGAUACGAACAUAAGUGAUGCAUUUUUCCGCUUCAAACGUUUUGCUGAAUCAAAAGCAAACAGACAUGAAUUGAAAUUCUCAGAGCAUCCCGGCGAAAUUCUCGCUCUAAAUUCUAUACUCCUUUUGGAGGAAAACUCUGUCCGUGUACAAUUGAAUAUUUCAUCAGCCAUCCGCGCAAAGAUUUUUGAGCAAAUGAGGGCAAUGUACCCGAAAUACGAUUUGCCGAAAGUGGUUGAAGAUAUGUCAAAUCGAUGUGCUCAAGUUGCUCGAAAACAGACCAGGGAGGCUCUAGAAGAAGAAAUUGACAAUGCUUAUAGUGAUUUAAGGACGAACUUGAGUCCAUCCGAUAAAAAAUUGCUGAGGAUCAGUCAGAAUGUUUGGAAUCACAUUGCAGAGAAUUGGCGAACUAGUUUUGAUAGUCCUCGAACAAUAGAAGACACCCACGUACACCAUUCAAUACAUCCUUUCUUACGUCCAUUUUCCCCGAUGGACCGGAUAGGACAGGCAAACAAGUUGUCGUUCGUAAGCGCAUCUAGGAAAACAAAUGACAAUGACCAAGGCGAAGGACAUAAACCCGACUUCACAAUCACAGUUAAUAAAAGAAGUGGCAAAUUUGAAGUUGUAUUUGGCUUAUUCAAAUCGCCUUGCAAAAGUAGCUGUCAUUUCGCAAAUGUUGAUUUAGUGGAUUUAGGAGUGUUAAUGAAAGACUCACUAGAUAACAUGUAUAAAGAAAAACGUAUUGAAUUAGACAUGGCUGUAUUUGGAAUUCACGCAUUUGGUUAUAAUGUCCGUGUAUAUGCUAUGGAUCUUUCGUAUGGUGCUGUAUACAGAAUGUAUUUGAUGGGAGAAUUUGAAUUGCCAAAAAGUAAUAUUAGCCUGUGUUUGGUUGAAAACGCAUUACAUGAAGUAGAAAAUUUGAAGAAUUUCGUAGAAGAAUAUAUUGAAAGGCUUCCAUCCUAUACCACUAAUAAUGACAUUGUAAGAACCCCAACCGAAAAGAUGAGGAUGAUCAGGAAAACGGUAGCAACUCCUCGCAAG